AUGCAGUUGAGGAAUUUGGCUCUCCUGGCCACCGCGGGCAUCGCGCCUAGCGUCAAUGCUGCUGCGACUCUUCGAUUCUCGUGUUCGCAGCUCGUCGUCGAACGUCUAGAUCCUCUCGUUAACCCUGGAGAGAACCCGUCGCCCCAUCUUCACCAGGUCGUUGGAGGAAAUGCCUUCAAUGUUUCUAUGGACCCUACCGUACACGAUUUGCCCACAACGGCAACAUGUACAUCGUGUACACCAGUUGAGGAUUUCUCCAACUACUGGACUGCUGUUCUCUUCUUCAAGGCACGAAACGGAACAUUACACCGCGUAAACACCUUCGGAAACGAGCUCGGUUUCACACAAGCCAAGGGCGGCCAGACCGUCUACUACCUGUCGUCCGGCAAGGUCACCGCCUUCAAGCCCGGUUUCCGCAUGACAGUCGGAGACCCAAGCAUCCGAACUGCGGAUGAGUUAAACAAGAGAUACAAGUACAUGGACUUUACCUGCCUGCAAUCGUCCAUGACCCGAGGUGGCCAGACAACCCACUUCCCCACCGGGACAUGCGCGGCCGGUAUCAUGGUCUCCAUCCGCUUCCCGACUUGCUGGGACGGCAAAAACGUCGACAGCCCGGACCACCAGAGCCACGUCGCCUACCCCAACGGCAAUGCUUGCCCGUCUACUCACCCCGUUACAGUUCCACAAGUCUUCUACGAGACCUACUGGGACACCCGUCCCUUCAACAACAAAGCAGAAUGGCCAGCCGACGGAUCGCAGCCCUUCGUCUGGUCCUUCGGCGACAAGACCGGGUACGGAAUCCACGGCGACUACGUCUUCGGCUGGAAGGGCGAUGCGCUCCAAAGAGCUAUGGACGCUAACUGCAACUCUGACCUCUUCGCCAACCGAAUCAACUGCGCCACUCUUAAGACCCAAUCGCUCGAGCAGGCGAACCAGUGCCUUAAGACCAAGACCGUCACUGAGAAUCUCGACGGCUGGCUUACUGAGCUUCCUGGCGGCAUGCCCAUCAACUGA
Molecule: messenger RNA, 1014 nt
Organism: Annulohypoxylon maeteangense
Lineage: Eukaryota; Fungi; Ascomycota; Sordariomycetes; Xylariales; Hypoxylaceae
Exons: 5
Coding region: 1-1014 (337 amino acids)
Source: RefSeq, a predicted model, not a curated record